Messenger RNA from Mus musculus (house mouse), 1600 nucleotides. It is a transcript of the gene Esx1, whose product is annotated as extraembryonic, spermatogenesis, homeobox 1. Gene Ontology annotation, molecular function: DNA-binding transcription factor activity, RNA polymerase II-specific; DNA binding. The transcript is spliced from 5 exons. Gene Ontology annotation, cellular component: nucleus. Bases 299 to 1447 code for a protein of 382 amino acids. Gene Ontology annotation, biological process: regulation of DNA-templated transcription. NCBI's taxonomy places the organism in Eukaryota, Metazoa, Chordata, Mammalia, Rodentia, Muridae. The record is from RefSeq and is marked validated.
AACAAACACACUCCCUGUCACCAGAGCACCCCCUACAAUGUAGUCCCACCCUACAGUGUAGUCCCACCCAUUCCGAAUGGAAACACUCCUAUUUCUAAUGGGGGCUUGAGCGGAGGCACACUACGUAAAAUCUGAUCCCUAAGAGGCACAAGGGCUGACCACCCUAUAAAAGGGGCGUGACUCCUCAACGAGCGCCACUCGGGUACGGGAGAAGCAGCUGGUACCACCUCUGGCCAGGACCUCGGAAGCCAAGAAGUCCGCAGAAGCUGGUGACUUAACAACCCACCGCGCUCCGGUCAUGGAAUCUCACAAAAAGUGCCCCUGCUGCUACUGCACUGACUUGAAGACCUUUGUUGGAGCAGUGAAGGAGGAAACACUUCAGGAUCCACAGCCUAGCUUGAGCUCAACGCUUUUGGAGGGAGCAGACUACCAGGAAAACGCGGAAUCUGAAACAACUUUCUACUCCGACUUUGGAGCCAGCCCGAAGGAGGAAGAAGUGGAGAUGGAGAACUCUCUGUUCAACUCCAUGUUUCUGGAAGAAGCAAACUACCAGGAACCCGAGGGAUUCGAACCCUCAAGAGGAGAAGCAGCAGCGCCGGUUGCAGAAGCACCGCAAGCCUGGAAUGGGAAUGAAAACCUUGGAGGCGGCUUCCUGGAGUCCAACGCUCAGCUGGGGGAGGCGGAUGCCGCCCCUGUGCGGCAGUCCCUGAUGCGUCCUCUGAUGCAGCCUGUUGCUCAGUCUUCGCCGCAACCCCUGCCCGCAAACCCGCUGCAGGCCCCGCAGCAGCCCGAGGAGCAGGAGGAGGAGGAGGAGGAGCAGCCGGGGGAGGAGCAACCCCAACAGGAGCCGAAGCCUCGCCGCUACCGCAUCUGCUUCACCCCGAUCCAACUGCAGGAGCUGGAGGCCUUUUUCCAGCGCGUCCAGUACCCGGACCUGUUUGCUAGAGUGGAGCUUGCCCGACGCCUGGGCUUACCUGAACCUAGAGUGCAGGUUUGGUUUCAGAACAGAAGGGCCAAGUGGAGACGACUUCGGCGGGCACAGGCAUUCAGAAACAUGGUUCCAGUCGCCAUGAGUCCCCCUGUGGGUGUCUAUCUUGAUGAUCAUUAUGGCCCCAUCCCUAUUGUGGAGGUUAUUUGGAAGUGCUACCCAAUGGUGCCUCGUCCCAUGCAUCCUCAAAUGAUGCCUCUUCCACCCAGGCCCCCUCCAGGAUUCAGAAUGCCUCCACCAUUUAGGCCACCUCCUCUGCCACCUUUUCCCUGGCCACCUGUACCACCUGAUGCGCACAUACCCAAUGCAGCAAGGGAAUAUAACCCCUUCCCCUUCCCCUUCCCCUUUCCCUUUCCCUUCCCCAACCCAUUCCCCAACCCCAACCCUAACCCCAACCCCAACCCCAACCCCAACCCCAACCCCAACCAAAAUUUUGCAGGUCCCAGAUACAGAUACUGAAGUCUACAUCAGUUUUCCAAAAGUGUUUUUCAAUCAGAUUUAUAUCGUUUGUAAACACUAUCACGCAUUACCUGUCAAGAAGCUGUUAAACGAAAUGUACAAAGUUAAUGCCUUCUUUGUUUUGAUUUUCAAUAAAAGUUUGGAUUAGCAGCA